UGCGUGAAGGAGGAGGAGGAGGAGAGGUGAGGGAGGCUGGAGGAGGAGGAGGUUGGCUCAUUGUUAGAGAGUGGACGAGCUGCUGAGACCACCGUUGCUGCACGUGAACCUCCCGGGAGGACCUUCCGAUCGGAGUCUGGUUUCCAUCUGCCGCCACCUUUGGUUCUUCCUGUGUGAGUCUCCUCCUGAAGCGGCACGGCCUCCCUCAGGCUGGUGGGCACCCUGCCACCCACCGUGGAGGCUGACUGGACCCAAAGCAAUGCCCCACGCUGCCGGCUUCAGCUGCGAGGAUGCUGGUGGACCGUUUCUCUGUGAUCUGAGUCGGUCAACUCGAGCCUCCUCACUCCUCUGACCUGGUGGAUGAGCCCUACGGUAGCAGAGCGCAGCCCCUCAUCCUAACCGGCCGUCUCCUGGGUGUCUUCCUCCCCCCUCGGCCCCGUGCAGACCGGGCGAUGGAUCUCCUGUGGGUGCUCUCCGUGUCGAUGCUGGCCGCCUGCGUGGCCAUCCCCAUGGACGCGGCGGCGGGGAGCCACAGCCUGUUCACCUGCGAGCCCAUCACCCUGCGCAUGUGUCAGGGGCUGCCGUAUAACUCCACCUUCAUGCCCAACAUCCUGAACCACUACGACCAGCAGACGGCCGCCCUCGCCAUGGAGCCGUUCCAUCCCAUGGUGAACCUGCAGUGCUCUCCAGACCUCAGGAUGUUCCUGUGCGCCGUCUACGCCCCGGUGUGCACCGAGUACGGUCGGAUGACCUCGCCCUGCCGCCGCCUCUGCCUGCAGGCCAAGAGCGACUGCUACAAGCUGAUGGACAUGUUCGGCGUCAGCUGGCCCGAGGAGAUGGACUGCAGCAGGUUCCCGGACUGCGACGAGCCCUACCCCCGAGCCGUGGACCUCCUGUCCGGCUCAGACGCCACCGAGUCGCCCGCCUCCGUCCACAGGGACUACGGCUUCUGGUGUCCCCGCGAGCUGAAAAUCGAGCCCGAGCUGGGGUACUCCUUCAUGGGCGUCCGGGACUGCUCCCCUCCGUGCCCCAACAUGUAUUUCACCCGCGAGGAGCUGACGUUCGCCCGCUACUUCAUCGGGGUGGUGUCCAUCGUGUGCCUGUCCGCCACGCUCUUCACCUUCCUGACCUUCCUCAUCGACGUGUCCCGCUUCCGCUACCCGGAGCGGCCCAUCAUCUUCUACGCCGUCUGCUACAUGAUGGUGUCCUUGGUCUUCUUCCUGGGCUUCCUGCUGGAGGACAGAGUUUCCUGUAACGCAGCCACGCCCGGCAGGUUCAGGGCCUCCACCGUGACUCAAGGCUCCCACAACAAGGCCUGCACUCUUCUCUUCAUGGUGCUGUACUUCUUCACCAUGGCCGGCAGCGUGUGGUGGGUCAUCCUGACCAUCACCUGGUUCCUGGCAGCGGUUCCUAAGUGGGGCAGCGAGGCCAUAGAGAAGAAGGCGCUUCUCUUCCACGCCUGCGCCUGGGGCGUCCCGGGCGUCCUGACCGUCUCGCUGCUCGCCAUGAACAAGAUCGAGGGAGACAGCGUGAGCGGCGUGUGCUUUGUGGGCCUUUACAACCUGACCGCUCUGCGCUGGUUCCUGCUGGCACCGCUGGGACUGGAUGUGGUGGUGGGCGUCGUCCUGUUGCUGGCCGGCAUCGCUGCGCUUAACCGCGUCCGCAUGGAGAUCCCGCUGGAGAAGGAGAACCAGGAGAAGCUGGUGAAAUUCAUGAUUCGUAUCGGCGUGUUCUCCGUCCUCUACCUGGUUCCUCUGCUGACCGUCAUCGCCUGCUACCUUUACGAGAGCAGCUACCGCACCAUCUGGGAGACAACCUGGGUGCAGGAGAAGUGCAGAGACUACCACAUCCCCUGCCCGUAUAAGGUGGAGAGCACCAGCCGGCCCGACCUGGCCCUCUUCCUCAUCAAAUACCUGAUGAUGCUGAUCGUGGGGAUCCCCUCGGUGUUCUGGGUGGGCAGCAAGAAGACCUGCUUCGAGUGGGCCAGCUUCUUCCACGGCAAGAGACGCAAAGAAGCAUUAACCCCCUGUCCCACCGCCUGCUCCACCCACUCCUCCAUCCUCUCCUACCACACCCACCUCCCUACCACCUUCCCCCUCUCCCUCCCCACCCUCCUGCGUCUCUCCCUCCCCAUUCUCCCCUCCUCCUCCUCGUCUUCCUCACUGGCCUCCUCCCUCCCCCGCUGCAGGGGGAUGGUCAACGACAGCCGCCACGUGCUCCAGGAGCCCGACUUCGCCCAGCUGCUGUACAGGGACCCCAACACGCCCAUCGUCAGGAAGUCCAGGGGCACGUCCACCCAGGGGACCUCCACCCACGCCUCCUCCACCCACCUGGCUAUGCUGGACGAGCCCCCCAGCGCCAGCACCAGCCGGGCGGGGUCGGUACGCAGCGGGCGCUCCAAGAUGAGCAGCUACCAUGGCAGCCUGCAGCGCUCCAGAGACGGCAGACACACAGCGGCCAGCCUGCAGGCGGCAGAGGAGCGGCCCUACGGCACCACGCCCCGCCUCAGCACCAACCGGCUGGACAGCCUGUCCAGGCACGACUCCACCCUACGACUGGACAGCCAGUCACGGUACAGCAGCAUCAGAGACCUGAGCGGCGCCACGCAGGCGGCUCUCGGCGUCCCCGGGAACGGGAUCCUCAGGAUGCUGGGGGAUGAUGGAGCUGCGGCCUAAAGUGACCCGCAGCGUGCUGGAACCGAGCGACGCGGCGGUGAGAGCAGGAAGGCAGGCAAAGCUCGGGUUCUACAACGUAAAGAAUGUACGAGGAGAACCAGACCCGUGGAGAUCUGUCCGGGGUCGGAUUGGGACCUCGCCACCAGACCCUCCAUGCAGUCGGACCGUCUGGAUGGUUGCCUUAAUGUGUCUCAGCUCUAUCUGCCAGCCCAGCUGAUCCAAAAAGUAACCCUUCCAGCUGAUUGUUGCCAGGUUUACUGACAAAUGGAGACUAAAACUUUACAUCUGGACCUAAACUUCUGAGCCUGACAAAAACAAAAUGUGAAUUUUUUUUUUUACUUUUAUAAUCUGUGACUUUAAAAAGGGUGAAACAUACGAGAAAGCAGCUCUGUCCUCCAGUGUGGACUUCCUGCCGCUCAAGAUAUUAAAGCAGGAUUUUCCCCUCCA
This is a messenger RNA of Fundulus heteroclitus (mummichog), 3122 nucleotides long. RefSeq names its product frizzled class receptor 3a (gene fzd3a). Bases 453 to 2675 code for a protein of 740 amino acids. Gene Ontology annotation, molecular function: Wnt receptor activity; Wnt-protein binding. Lineage: Eukaryota; Metazoa; Chordata; Actinopteri; Cyprinodontiformes; Fundulidae. The transcript has 9 exons. The record is from RefSeq and is a predicted model, not a curated record. Gene Ontology annotation, biological process: canonical Wnt signaling pathway; non-canonical Wnt signaling pathway. Gene Ontology annotation, cellular component: plasma membrane.